This is a messenger RNA of Gallus gallus (chicken), 8968 nucleotides long. RefSeq names its product Rap guanine nucleotide exchange factor 6 (gene RAPGEF6). The record is from RefSeq and is a predicted model, not a curated record. Lineage: Eukaryota; Metazoa; Chordata; Aves; Galliformes; Phasianidae. Gene Ontology annotation, molecular function: guanyl-nucleotide exchange factor activity; protein binding. Bases 633 to 5606 code for a protein of 1657 amino acids. The transcript is spliced from 31 exons. Gene Ontology annotation, biological process: small GTPase-mediated signal transduction; positive regulation of ERK1 and ERK2 cascade.
CUCUGCCGAUUUUCUGGUUAAAGAGCCCGCUCUCGCGUUUUUCGCUCCGGGCGGGAUGCGCGGCAGGCGAGCGGCGCGGGGGAACGGGACGGCGGCGGCGGCGGCGGCGGCCUGAGGGAGCCGAGCUCGGUGCCCGGAGAGCCGCGCGGGCCUCGCUCCGCCCUCGGGGCUCGUCGGAAAAAGCGCCGACGCGGCGACGCCGAGCUCUCCGCCCGCCCGCGUGGCUUUGCGCUCUGCCAGCCGGCGGGCGGAACCGCUCGGGGCGGAGGGGCGGGCGCAGGGAGUCGCGCUCCGGCCGGUAACUUCCCGCAGCUCGGCACGGCGGGGGCCGCGCCGCCGCCUGGGCCCGCGCGAUGGGGAGCGGCGGCCGGCGGGAGGCAGCGGCGGCGGGGGGAGCGGGCAGCACCUGCCCGGAGCCGCGCCGCUGAGGAGCCGGGAUCCGCCCGGAGCGCAGCGCAGCGCAGCCCGGCACCGCGCCCGCCUCGGCUCUCGGGCCGCUCCCGGCCGCCCCGCCAGGAGGGCCUCCGGGGAGGCGCCGCCCCGCCGCGCCGUGCCGGGGCUGAGGGGCCGCCGGCGGGGCCGGGCCGCGCGCUCCGUGCCGGGCCGGGGGACGUGCGGGGCGCGGCGGGAGGAUGAGCGCGGCCGUGGAGCCCCGGGUGAAACAGGCGCUGCGGAAGAAGCCGGCGGAGAGGACGCAGGAGGACUUGAAUACUAUCUACUCCUUCCUUCAUGGGCUGGACAUACUCUCACACUUCAGGGAGCAUCAGCUGAGAAUAAUGUCAUCCAGCGCUCGCUAUGAGAGGUACAAGGGCAACCAAGUUCUCUUUUGCUCGGAAACUAUUGCAAGAUGCUGGUACAUACUGCUUUCCGGGUCUGUGCUCAUGAAGGACUCCAUGUUUUUACCACCUUGCAGUUUUGGCAAGCAGUCUGGAGGAAAACGAGGAUGCGAAUGUAUCAUACUGGAGCCUUCAGAAAUGAUUGUGGUGGAGAACUCCAAGGACAAUGAGGAAAGCAUCCUGCAAAGAGAAGUCCCACUCCGGCAGUCCCGGCGCAGGUUUAGGAAGAUCAACCAGCGGGGCGAGCGCCAGACCAUCACCGACAACGUGGAUGCCAGCAGCUACCUGUCGCUUCCAGCUGAUCUUACCAAGAUGCAUCUUACAGACAAUCCUCACCCUCAGGUGACUCACGUCCCUUCCAGCCAGUCUGGGUGCAGCAUUGCCAGCGAUUCUGGGAGCAGCAGCCUGUCUGAUAUCUAUCAGGCUACAGAAAGUGAGAUGGGAGAUGUUGAUUUAACAGGUCUUCCAGAAGCACCUGUAGACUCUGAAGAUGAAGAAGAAGAGGAAGACGAAGAUAUUGACAGAACUUCAGAUCCACUUCUAGGGCGAGAUGUUGUACGAGAGUGCCUUGAGAAAGAGCCUGCAGAUAAAACUGAUGAUGAUAUUGAGCAAUUAUUGGAAUUUAUGCAUCAACUCCCUGCCUUCGCAAACAUGACGAUGUCUGUGAGAAGAGAACUUUGCUCAGUGAUGAUAUUUGAAGUAGUGGAGCAAGCAGGAGCCAUCAUACUUGAAGAUGGCCAGGAACUCGAUUCUUGGUAUGUUAUUUUAAAUGGCACGGUGGAAAUCAGCUAUCCUGAUGGGAAGAGUGAGAGCCUCUGCAUGGGAAAUAGUUUUGGGAUCACUCCCUCUUUGGACAAACAGUACAUGAAUGGAGUGGUCAGAACCAAAGUAGACGACUGUCAGUUUGUGUGUAUCGCCCAGCAAGACUACUGGAGAAUUCUGAACCAUGUGGAAAAAAACACUCAUAAAGUUGAGGAAGAAGGAGAAAUUGUUAUGGUAAAGGAACACAGGGAGCUGGAUCGCAGUGGAACCAGAAAAGGACACAUUGUUAUCAAGGCAACACCUGAGCGGCUCAUCAUGCACUUGAUAGAAGAACAUUCUAUUGUGGAUCCAACCUACAUCGAAGAUUUCCUCUUAACGUACCGAACGUUUCUAACGAGCCCCUUGGAAGUUGGGAAUAAGCUCCUGGAGUGGUUCACAGUGGACAGCCUCAGGGAUAAGGUUACCAGAGUGGUUUUACUGUGGGUGAACAACCAUUUCAAUGACUUUGAAGGCGAUCCUGCUAUGACUCGAUUUCUGGAAGAAUUUGAAAAGAACUUAGAAAAUACGAAAAUGAAAGGACAUCUCAGAUUGCUGAAUAUUGCUUGUGCUGCCAAGGCAAAAUGGAGACAAAUUACCUUGCAAAAGCCUUCUAGGGACUCACCUCUCUUUUUCAGCCUUCUUGGAGGAAGCGACAAAGGUUUUGGUAUCUUUGUUGAGACUGUGGAAAUUGGCAGUAAGGCUGCAGAAGCUGGACUUAAACGUGGUGAUCAGAUAAUGGAAGUAAAUGGACAGAACUUUGAGAAUAUUACAUUUGCAAAAGCUCUCGAAAUCUUAAGGAACAAUACUCAUCUCUCCAUUACUGUAAAAACAAACAUUUUCGUGUUUAAGGAGCUGCUCUGCAGGAUAGGGCAAGAGAAGAAUGGAAUUCCACAUAUCCCAAAAAUUGCAGAAAAGAAAAACAACCGUUACUCCAUCCCAGAUAUGCCUGGAGAUGUGGAACAGAUGUUCCCCCGUGAGAAAGGAAACAAGAAGUUGAAAGCAAACACCGUAUCUGGUGGGAGAAACAGAAUCAGGAAGAUCUUAGACAAGACUCGAUUCAGCAUCCUGCCUCCAAAACUUUUCAGCGAUGGCGGUGUGAGCCAAUCGCAGGACGACAGCAUCGUUGGGACGCGGCAGUGCCGGCACAGCCUGGCCAUCAUGCCUAUUCCUGGGACGCUCUCAUCCAGCAGCCCCGACCUGCUGCAGCCUACAACGAGCAUUCUGGAUUUCUCUAAUCCUUCAGCUGUUGGGUUUUACUAUAUUCCAGACCAAGUAAUAAGAGUUUUCAAAGCAGACCAGCAGAGCUGUUACAUCAUCAUCAGCAAGGACACCACGGCCAAGGAGGUGGUGAGUCACGCCGUCAAUGAGUUCAACCUGACCGGAGCCCCGGAGACCUAUUCCCUGUGUGAGGUGUCCGUCAGCCCCGAGGGGGUCAUCAAACAGCGCCGCCUCCCAGAUCAGUUCUCAAAGUUGGCCGACAGGAUUCAGCUCAAUGGGCGGUAUUAUUUGAAAAACAACAUGGAGACGGAAACCUUAUGCUCAGAUGAGGAUGCUCAAGAGCUGCUGAAAGAGAGCCAAAUUUCCCUCCUGCAGCUGAGCACCAUUGAGGUGGCCACUCAGCUUUCCAUGAGAGACUUCGAGUUAUUUCGUAACAUUGAGCCCACAGAGUACAUCGACGACCUUUAUAAGCUGGACUCCAAAACAGGAAAUGCUCACUUGAAGCAGUUUGAGGAUGUCAUAAAUCAAGAGACCUUCUGGGUCGCCAUGGAGAUUUUAGCAGAGCCCAACCAACUCAAAAGGAUGAAGAUUAUUAAGCAUUUUAUUAAAAUUGCCCUCCACUGUCGGGAGUGCAAGAACUUCAACUCCAUGUUUGCGGUUAUAAGUGGGUUAAAUCUGGCUCCGGUGGCACGUCUCAGAGGCACUUGGGAAAAGUUACCAGGCAAGUAUGAGAAGCACCUCAGAGACCUUCAAGAUCUUUUUGAUCCAUCUCGAAACAUGGCGAAGUACCGCAACAUCCUUAGCAGUCAGAGCAUGCAGCCUCCAAUUAUUCCGCUCUUCCCCGUUGUCAAGAAGGAUAUCACAUUUCUACAUGAAGGAAAUGAUUCCAAAGUGGACGGCCUGGUAAAUUUUGAGAAACUCAGGAUGAUUGCCAAAGAAAUCCGCCAAGUGGUGAGGAUGACCUCAGCCAACAUGGAUCCAGCCGUAAUGUUCAGACAAAGGAAGAAGAGGUGGAGAAGUUUGGGGUCUCUGAGCCAGGGCAGCACCAACUCCAACAUGCUGGACGUGCAGGGAGGAGCGCACAAGAAGCGUGCACGGCGCAGCUCCCUGCUCAACGCCAAGAAGCUGUACGAGGACGCGCAGAUGGCGAGGAAGGUAAAGCAGUACCUCUCCAACCUGAACGUGGAGACGGACGAGGAGAAGAUCCAGAUCCUGUCCCUGCAGUGUGAGCCUGCCUACAGCACCCUGACGAAGAAUUUAAGUGAGAGAAGAGGGGCAAAAUCCUCAGAAAUGUCUCCAGUGCCCCUGAGAUCCAUCGGGCAGACCACUAAGGCCCAUCAGCAGAACAGAAUGAGCCAAGUUCUUCAGGUUCCAUCUGUGAACUUAUACCCCAGCAGGAAGAAGGGGCUGACAAAGGAUCAUGUCACCUUCAGUACAGGCUCGCCACAGAAGUCAUUAAGUUUGUCUGAGGAAGUAAGUAGCAAGAAGCAGACAGAUGACACAAUGUCCAUGGCAUCUUCUUUGCACUCCAGCCCCCCAGCUUCUCCUCAGGGCUCUCCACGCAAAGUUGGUAACAUCCCAAGGUCGGAUAACUGCAGUCAGAUGAAUCUCUCUGGGUCGUCCUCAUCCCUCGCCAGUGAAACCAGCAACAAGAACAGCGGGCAACGCAGCUACGGAAUAGGCUAUGCCCUCAUUCCUUCCACCAAAUCUGACAACUUCUCAGACUCCAGUCACAGCGAGAUUUCCUCCCGCUCCAGCAUCGUCAGCAACUGCUCUGUGGACUCAAUGUCGGCCGCACUGCAGGACGAGCGUAGCUUGUCACAGUCACUGCUGGUGGUGGACACAGCGGGGAUGGAACGGAAGGAGCAUUCCCAGGCGGAGUACGGGCAGCCCUGCCCUGGCUGGUCGGUCACGAGGCCCGCUCUGAUCAGAGGGAUGGCCUUCACCUCAUCCAUGAGCAACGAGGAGAUCUCCCACGAGCACAUCACGGUGGAGGCAGCAGACAGCGGCCGUGGCAGCUGGACCUCGUGCUCAAGUAGCUCUCAUGACAACUUCCAGAAUAUCCCAAACCAGAAGAGCUGGGAUCUCCUCAACUCCUACCGCCACACCCAGCUGGACGGACCUAUCGCUGAGGUUGAUCCCACAAACUGUUACUCAGAGGAGGCCUAUUUAUAUUCCGAAGCCUUUGCCAAAAACAACAGGCAGUCGAAAGCCAGCACGGAGCUCGAUCAGUCUCGGCAGAGCUGGGCCUCCUCGAGCUCCCUGUCAGACACGUACGAGACAAACUAUGGGACCAUUAAGCGCAGGGGGCUGGAGAACUCGACGUCAGAGCAGGCGGAGGUUUUGGACUCUAAACCUGGCACUGACACAGCUUACAAAACUGUUACUUCGAGUACAGAGAAAGGCCUGAUAGUGUACUGUGUCACCUCACCUAAGAAGGACGAUAGGUAUAGGGAGCCUCCGCCCACCCCUCCGGGAUAUAUGGGGAUUUCUUUAGCGGACAUAAAGGAAGGAUCGCCCCACCACCCACACCUAAAACCUCCCGACUAUAGUGUGGCAGUGCAGAGGUCAAAGAUGCUGCACAGUGACCUCUCUAGACUCUCGUCAGCCCCUCUCGGGAGCGACCCGGUGGCCUGUAUUGCAUCGAAGAUGCCUCAGUGGCAUAGUCGGCAGCCGUCCGGCCCCCAGCUAGCAGAUAUGCCUGGCGCAGAUAGUGAAGAGGAUGAAGACGAACAAGUAUCAGCAGUGUAACCGUCGGGCUAUCCACGGAAACCACUCCAAAACACGAGGGAUGCGGGAAGGAGGACCACAGGAUCCCGUUAGCGACUGCUAACGACUUGCUGCUACUCACCUCACUCAUUGCGUUCGCCUCUGUCACGGAUGGGAUGAACUGAUGGGGUCAUCGCUGUCCCGUCCCUCUGCUCUGCCGCAUCCCCUGGGCUGUGUGAGGGCGCCGGGAGAGCCGCGGGGCAGGCAGCGUUCUGUAGGAUACCAUCCAACCUCAGCAGUUCCCUCCUCGUUAUUUUCUACAUCUGAGAGUGUUAUUUUAUGAACUCGGAAGAAAAAAAAAAAGAAAAGAAAAAAAAAAAAAAGUCAGCAGAACCCGAAGGACGUUGCUGCAAUAUCUGAAAAUAAUUUAUUAAUUUAAAUGUCUUUCUUUUUUUUGGGGGGGGGGGGGGGGGUUGGGGAGGGAGGGAAAUUUCCUUUAUUUCCUUUGUGUCGGGAGCGCUCCGGUUGGCUGAGGCUGACCGCUGAACCACGCGUGAUGGCACUGCGAGAGCGCCGUGUAAACCCUUCGUGCCCUCCGAAAACUCCAGGCGUGCUCCGGCAGCGCUGCCAUCUGCCGGCCCGGCCUUCCAGCACAGCCCUCUGCACGUGGCUCGAUGCUCUUUAGCUGCCAGCCAAUGAACGGCGUCGCCGCUGUUCUCCUCCCCUGCUGAGCAGCCCUUCGAGAAGUGGCAGCUGUCGCUCACAGCUGCCGGGUGAGUUUGCUGCUGUCCCGGAGGAGCUGUGGCCGGGUUCCGCGUGCAGAGGUGCUGCUGGCGGCCCAAACCCAACGGCGCGCUGCGGGUUUUCAGAUCGGCCCACACAGCCAGAGCUGUGCAGGAUUUGGGGGCAAAGGUUAGAAAAGAAACAGGUGGAGAAACGGAACCGCCUUCCUUUCACCUUACAAUGGCUGAAACCAACUGUGAGGUGAUCGCACGGGGACUGUGAGGUCACAGCCUGGGCCAGUGAUUGAGCACCUGGUGCAGGGGCGUAGCCAGCCCUGCGAGCACAGGUGGCAGCAAUCCCAGCGCCCUCCCAGGGUGCAGCCCUCCAUAACCUCAUAUGAGCACUGGCAGCCGCAGGGGAAGGAUCUCUGCUUGGAAAUGUCCUCCUUUGGAGUGCUGGGUGAGCCCUGGUCCUCAGAAUGGGGUAAGAGAUUCCUCUUUUGUUACCGGAUUGUGACCGCUGCCUUUCUUGGAUGAUCCGAAACUGGUUUAAAGCAGCUGCGUCUGCUGCCUCCUGUCCUUACAGAUGGCAUAAUGCUGAGGUGUGGGCCCAGUGUGUUUUAUGGGGGAUUGAGAAUCAGACCUGCUGCGUUCAUUGGGAAAAUAGAGGUGGUCUCCAACGUGCUGUUCUGAACCUUAAGUAGGAGCCCCGGGGCUGCUGGUGCUCCGAAGGCUCUGAUGUGCACACAGCCCCCGUUAGCACGAGCUUCUGUUUGGUGAUGGCUGAGCAGGUAACCAACUGCUUUGGUUUUGUGUAGCCAACCGGAGUGCACAGGGUUAAAACUGGAAAUACCUGCCUUUUCCUUUCCUUCUAGCACACAACGCCCCCACGCUAGUGUUAAAUUGGACAUGAAUGUGUGAAUAAUAUGUAUUUAAACAUUUAAUUGUAAAUCUUUGUUGUGAUGUUUACAGCCUAAGCUAGAAAGAAGAUGUUUGUCAUUUUUACAGUGCCUCAGAAAUGAUUUCUAUAUCCAUAGUUGUGAAGAGCUUUAAGGUUAUUAUUUUUUCCCCUGUGUGUGUGCGGGGGGUGUGAGGUGAGUGCGGUGUCACAGCCAGAAACACCCCACAGCCUCUGAUGUGCUGUCCCCAUGGUGAUGCUGGUGCUGUGAGCAGGGAUGGGGCUGCCCUGUGUCACCUCAUGGCACGAGCAUCCGAGCAGCUGGGAAAGGGUCUUAAAAAUCACGUGAGGUAUGGAUUUACAUGAAAGCGUUUUGCUUUUCUGAGGCCUUAAUGAGAAUCGUGAACCUGCACAGGCCUUAAUGAAUGAAGGUUAGCAUAAAGCAUCGGAACGCUGCAGGGCGGAGUGGUUCCUUUCAGCACAGUGAUGUUGGUAGUGGAGCUGUUGGACUGAUGGGAUGUGAGCCUCGGCUGUUCCACUGUGCUGCUGUUUGCCUUCCGUGCGCAGUCCCAGCGGUGCUGGGAGAGCCGCCCUGCUGGGCACUGCUGCAGCCGUUGAACAAAGGUUGGGGGAUGAGGGCUGCCGUGCCUCCUGUGUCCCUGUGCUGCUCCGGGUGGCCGCAGGUGACCGAUGGCCCAUCAGUCUGUUCCACUGAAAAGCUCGUCGAGUGAGCGAGAGGCUGCUCCUCGUGUUCCCUGGUAUCCAAUACAGCCAGUGUAAAUACAUCGCGCCAGCAGUGGACACGCGAGCUGCCCCUCCUGCUUCUCCUGGCCACGCAGUGGGGUUUGCCCUCCGCUCAUCCUCGCCGUGAUUCCUUUUGUUUGUUUGUUUUAAAGCGAACCGAUCACAUUGAUCGGGGCCGGUAGCCGGCUGUGGUGUGUCCGCUGUGGGUUUGAAGAGACGUUAUCCCUUUUUUCACAAAGUAAGGUGCCAAUAGGACCCCGGCCGGGUCCUACUGCUGCCCCGCCGCCCUCCAGCAGCGUCCUUUACCCCCCCCGGCUCUUCCAAAAGAGCAACGCGGUGCUCCUCAGCAACGUCAGCAGGCCUCUGCAGCUGCAGAAAGGGGGCAGUAAGUGAGCCCUGAGCCGUGGUCCCAUCUCCCGUGGUGCAGAGCACGGCACGGAGCUGUGCGCAGGCUGUCCCUAUGGCCGAGCCUGUCCUGUGCGGGGGAGGGAUGCUGGCACGGAGGUUCUCAUAAAGCAUUCGGGUUAGGGUUAAGUUAAGGAUAAGCUUCCCACUGCCUGUGCGAGAACGGAGGAAAAAAGGGAUGCUCUCUCUUCAGAAGAGCUUGACACAUUGUAUUUUAGAGCGCUUGUAUAGAGGGUAACCUACCUUGAAUUCCCAAUCCAGCUUUUGCUUACGUUGUGCUUUUUAUUGUUUUAUCUUUAUUUUUGAUAUACCUGGAAUGCAGUUUAGCUUGGUAUUAAUUCUAACUAUGUGAGCAUAUUGGCAAAACUGCACAGAUGUAAUGAUAUUCCAAUAGCAAUUGUACUGCACAAGUCAGUGAUUGUAAAGUAUUCUGUAACAAGCAAUGUUUGUCUCCUAUUUUUUGAUAUCUCUUACACUUAUGUCUUUUAGAAAGACAGUGCCUCUGUAUGCUUUUUGUAUUUUUACUGAGUGAUUGUAAAUAUUUGUUAUAUUUUUGGUUAAGAGAAUGUUUAAAAGUACUGUUUAUUAUCCAAUCUAUUAAUAUGUUGGAAUCAAUAAACAAUCUACAUCCAGAA